GAGAAAGAGGUGGUGUGUGCUCGUUUAGGUAGUUGGGAAGAGAGGGACUGUGGAUCUGCGAAGCGCUUCCCUCCGAUGUGAAUGCAGUGUCCCCUGUGGGAUGCAAUAGGUGAUGCCCAGCUCCACUGCAAUGGCAAUUGGAGCUCUCUCUAGUUCUCUUCUCGUAACCUGCUGCCUCAUGGUUGCCCUGUGUAGCUCCACCAUACCUGUACAAAAACUGGCCAAGGCUCAAGACAAACAGGAGAUAAAAGCGAGCCAGGAAAAGAGGGAUCACACAUCUACAAGGGACAGCCAGACAGGCCCGGGGAAAAUGAAUGAGAUCGGCAGGAGCGGGAGGGAGGAGGGCAGCAGGGACUGGAAGAGCAAAGGAAACAGGAACUACUCCAACAAGGAGUCUUGGACUAAGCAAAAGCAGGCUUGGAACAGCCAGGGGACGAGCAGUAAAUCCGGGAGCAUUCAAGUGCCAGAGCAAAGGGACGCCGCUCCCGAGGAACCUCGGGUGACUGAAGAUUCCCCUCUCCCAGAAGCUGUUGCCAGCAUCACUCCCGAGCCCCCGGAGGAGUACGCCUAUCCGGACUACCGUGGGAAGGGCUGCGUGGAUGAGAGCGGCUUCGUCUACGCCAUCGGGGAGAAGUUUGCUCCGGGCCCCUCGGCCUGCCCCUGCCUCUGCACUGAAGAGGGGCCGCUGUGCAUCCAGCCCGAGUGCCCCAGGCUCCACCCUCGCUGCAUCCAGGUGGACACCACGCAGUGCUGCCCGCAGUGCAAGGAGAGGAAGAACUACUGCGAGUUUCGAGGGAAAACCUACCAGACCCUAGAGGAGUUCAUGGUUUCUCCCUGUGAGAAGUGCCGCUGUGAAGCCAAUGGAGAGGUGCUGUGCACUGUCUCAGCUUGUCCCCAGACGGAGUGUGUGGACCCGGUGUAUGAGCCCGAUCAGUGCUGUCCUAUCUGCAAAAAUG
Antrostomus carolinensis (chuck-will's-widow) is the source of this 956-nucleotide messenger RNA. It is a transcript of the gene VWC2, whose product is annotated as von Willebrand factor C domain containing 2. Gene Ontology annotation, cellular component: AMPA glutamate receptor complex. Gene Ontology annotation, biological process: negative regulation of BMP signaling pathway. The transcript is spliced from 3 exons. Gene Ontology annotation, molecular function: protein binding. The annotation marks the transcript as partial. NCBI's taxonomy places the organism in Eukaryota, Metazoa, Chordata, Aves, Caprimulgiformes, Caprimulgidae. The record is from RefSeq and is a predicted model, not a curated record.